UGCCAUCAUUUCUUCCCCACAAUGAUGAACAAUAUCCUUGAAUUAUGAGCCACCAUAAUUCUUAUUCUCGUUACAUAUUUUCAACAAAAAGAAGAUAAGUAACUAAUAUUGCCUUCAAGUGUCAUGGGGCAGGACAGUGGCAUGUAAAACUGUUGGACACUCACAUCAGAAAUCAAGCAAAUCAUUUAUAAUGGACCAUGUGAAAUAGGGAGUGUUUUCUUGGAUAGACAACAAAGAAGCAUGUGUUUAACUUACCUAUGUCUGUAGUGAAAGGCCAACAUGUGGGCAUGAAGGAAUUAGAUCACUCCACAGUGUAUAAUUUUUUUCUUAAGAAUUGAGAGAUCAUGUCUCAGACCACGAACCAAGGUACUGACUUGGAUGGAGUCUCCAAAAGUGAUGCAGGUGGUGGGACGCAGAAGAUCAUUAGAUGAAUCCAUGCUUCGGUCAAGAAGAGUGAAACAGGAAAGAUCAGCUGUAGCUAGAGUUUUCCUGCCUGGCCCACAGUCAGGACAAAUCUCUGACACCCACCAGUCCCACAGCCAUUCAGACCCAACCAAGUAAACACAGAGACUUAUAUUGGUUACAAACUGUAUGGCCGUGGCAGGCUUCUUGCUAACUGUUCUUACAGCUUAAAUUAAUCCAUUUCCAUUAAUCUAUACCUUGCCACGUGGCUUGUGGCUUACCGGUACUUUACAUCUUCCUUGUCCUGAUGGCGGCUGGCAGUGUCUCCAUCACCCAACUUCCUGUUCUCUCAAUUCUCCUCUCUGUUAGUCCCGCCCAUACUUCCUGUCUGGCCACUUACCAAUCAGUGAUUUAUUCAUUGACCAAUCAGCAACACAUUUGACAUACAGACCAUCCCACAGCAAUCAGCAACUGAAAUCCUAUACUAAUGUUGAUUUUUGGUCACCCAAAAGUUUUGCCAAAAACAGAAUUGAAUCACAACUUGAUGGAAAUUUUGUGCAGUCUCUUCUUUCUUCGGGGUCCAAUAAUAGCAAUACUGCUUUUCCUCCUUCAGAAAAAUGGAGUCAGACAUCUCACAAGCCUUCCAGAAAGAACUCACCUGCUUCAUCUGCCUGAGCUGCCUGACAGACCCAGUCACCAUAAGCUGUGGCCACAGCUUCUGUCAAGCCUGCCUCCACCUUUCCUGGGAAGACAUCCAACUUCCUGUCCAAUGCCCUAUGUGCAGGGAACCAUCCCAGAAGAAGGGCUUGAGAACUAACAUUGUUCUGAAGAAGCUGGUGUCCAUUGCCAGACAAACCAGCCUCAUGAAGGACCUGAGCUCUGAGGAGCAUAAGUGUGUGACUCAUAAGGAAGCAAAGAGGAUCUUCUGUGCUGAGAAGAGGAUCUUCCUCUGUCAACUCUGCUCUAACUCCCAUGAGCACAGAGGACACAGACACUGUCCCAUUGAAGCAGCUGCUGAGGAUCAAAUGGAUAGACUUUUGAAGCAAAUGGCAUCUUUAUGGGAGAAGAUCCAAGAAAAUCAAGAGAAUAUAGAGGCAGAGAACAGAAUGAUAACUCGGUGGAUGGAGUACUUGACUCUUCGGGAAGAAAUGAUCAGGACAGAGUAUAGGAAACUGCAUCCACUCCUCUGUGAAGAAGAAGAGAAACACAUUGAGUGUAUGAGAAAUAAAGGCCAUUGUGUUUUAGAGAAACUCAGAACAAGUGAAGCCAUGAUGGUCCAAAAGAACAAAGAACUAAGAGAAAUAUAUCAGGAGCUGAUGGCAAUGUCCCAGGAGCCAUAUGUGGUCCUGCUGCAGGGUUUGGAUGACGUGUUCAGAAGGAGUGAGUCAAUGCAGCUGAGCAUGCCUCAGACUACGAACCCAGAACUCAAUGCCCUACCCAUCACUGGAUUGAGUGAAAGUUACAAACAGUUUCAAGUUCACAUUUUCUUUGAAAAUACAAUCGUAUUCCAUCACAAGAUGAACAUACUUAAUGCCAUGAGAAGAUUUAUCUUUCGACCUCACCAUAAUGAUACUUCUGCAGUUUCUGCUGGAUGCUAUUUUGCUUCCUGGAGAUCAAAGAACUCCUUCACCUCUGGGAAAUAUUACUGGGAACUGGAUUUAAAGGACUCUUGGGACUGGGCUGUAGGGGUCUGUAAGGAUUCCUGGUUGAGGAGUAGAAACCAACUGAUUGAAUAUGAAGGUGCAUUUCUUCUUGUGUGUGUGAAGGAGGGUAGUCAUUAUAGUCUCCUCACCACGUGCCCAGUAUUCCAGCACUAUAUAGAGAAGCCAAUAGGUCGAGUUGGGGUGCUCCUUGAUUGUGUGGAUGGAAGUUUAAGUUUCCUGAAUGUUGCUAAGAGUUCUCUCAUAUACAGGUACCCCCCUGGCACCUUUAAUUAUCAGGUCAAGCCUUUCUUCCUCACUGGCUACACUUGGUCAUAGGAAGAUGUAAUCCAGUACUUUGGUAUUUUGAAAGUAUUUAUUCUGUUACCUCAUUUACUGCUAUUAAAUAUUAAAAUACUAUUACAUGAAAAAGAUGGUUGACUAUGUUUCCUUUUCAUCUGUGGCUCACGUGUUAUACCAAGAUAACAUCCUUUCAAAGUGGCUUUGUCUUGUUUGUUCAUUUGUUUUUCAAAUUUGUCAGAAUUACUAAUUAGGACUAAAGCUUUAGUUUGGUCCUAGAGCCCUUUUUAAGUAUGCUCAGGACCUUCAGUUUGAUUCUAGCACCACAAAACAUUCAUGUAGCUGUUUAUAUAUGUCUGUGAUAUAUACAUAUUUAUGCAUAUAAUAUUUUACUAUCUUAUUGCUGCCAAGCAGGAGCACAGGUAU
Messenger RNA from Peromyscus californicus insignis, 2768 nucleotides. RefSeq names its product tripartite motif-containing protein 43-like. The coding region runs from base 1020 to 2381 and encodes 453 amino acids. The transcript is spliced from 6 exons. Lineage: Eukaryota; Metazoa; Chordata; Mammalia; Rodentia; Cricetidae. The record is from RefSeq and is a predicted model, not a curated record. Gene Ontology annotation, molecular function: zinc ion binding; protein binding.